This is a messenger RNA of Micromonas pusilla CCMP1545, 447 nucleotides long. RefSeq lists its product as uncharacterized. The coding region runs from base 1 to 447 and encodes 148 amino acids. The record is from RefSeq and is a predicted model, not a curated record. Lineage: Eukaryota; Viridiplantae; Chlorophyta; Mamiellophyceae; Mamiellales; Mamiellaceae. The transcript has a single exon.
AUGAAUCCUCGUUCAGCUCGAUCGAACGCCGCGGGCAACGACGCGACUCGCGCGUCCGCGUCGCGGAAGACGCGACCGACGCGCGCGAGCGCGCAGCGGUCGCGCGCGUUCGGCAGGAACGAGAAGACGAGACACGCGAGGGCGGGCUCGGCGGCGAGGACGUCGCCGAGGGUGGCAGCGGCGGGGGCGGCGCUCGGAUCAGGAGGAGAAGCCUUCGGGCGUCGAGAUCUCGUCAUCACGACGCGCGGGGUGGAAGGCGCGCGCGUCGAGGAGUGCGCAGCGCGCGCGCCCCUCCUCGCUCGACACGGAAAGUCGAACUCCCGCUCCCAGCCAGCUGGCGCGAAAACAGAACACUCCGCUCCGGUCCGCGCAGCGCCCGGCGAAGCGUCACUGCGGCCGCGCGCUGCGCACCACUCGCGAUGGAGGCGACGGCGCACCCGCGCGUGA